Molecule: messenger RNA, 2229 nt
Organism: Penicillium samsonianum
Lineage: Eukaryota; Fungi; Ascomycota; Eurotiomycetes; Eurotiales; Aspergillaceae
Exons: 2
Coding region: 1-2229 (742 amino acids)
Source: RefSeq, a predicted model, not a curated record
AUGUCGACUUUUGCACCCCCCAUGGCUAAAGCCUGGGAUAACGACGACGGCAGUGACCGUCCGUCCACGAACUCGUCCAACGAGCAACCAGAACAUGCCGCACAUAUCCGCUCCAGGUCCACUGCCCACGCUCACAGCCCCAAGCGUCUGUCUGUCUUCAGCGGUCGUUCAAGAAGCAAUACCACCACCUCGACUUCUUCACGCCAGUCACCGGGUUCUUCCAUGACCUCGACAGAUAGUUCAAUUGUCUCUGAUGAGCGAGCCGGCUCGUCAUUGGGACUCCGCUCCGAUAAGCAGGACAAGCCAUCCCGGUCCUUUUUGGCGCGGGGAAGCCGCAUGCUGCGUCGACAGGGUAGCAAGAUCAACAUCGUCGCCACGCUGGACGAGGAAGAUGAGGCCGAUCGUGAGAAGGCCCGGCCUGAGAGAGAGAUGUUUGGCCGUCGCGCCCGCCAUACCGAUCACAGCGAGCGCUUGAAAAGCAUUAUUUCGGAUCCUUUUGACUUCCACCACUUGACUCAUACCAACCCCUCGCAGUUCCAGGCUUUGGAUCAAACACGCGAGAACGAUCUCGUCACGGAGUUUUCGGCCAUCCGAGCAUCUCAACGACCCCAGACCGGUCUUAAAGGUAUCCGCGCCGACGACAUUCAUUUCCGUAAUUUCUCCAGUGAUGACCUGCGCUCGCUUGGAACUGCCACCACGGUGGAUGUGCCCAGCGUAAGCCCACCGGCUUCUCCAAAAGCAUACCAGCGCCACGCACGCAGAGAAUCUCGUGUCAACGAGAACUUCUCGCGACCAGUCUCCAGAUAUCCCCGAUCCUGCCCCACCACUCCCCCACCUCCUGCUGUGCCAGAGACUCCCCCGCCUGAGACUGAUGAACCGGCACCCCGUGCCAUUGACGAGAUCCUGGGCUUGUCCACUGCGAUGACGUACCCAGAUCUCCAAUCAGUGCAGCCAACCCGGUUUUUCAGCCCCGAGCCCGCAGAUGGCAGCGCCAGGACCUCGUCCAUGAGCAGCCACUAUGAUUUGGAAGAUGUCCCCGAGGAAGAGGAAGGAACCCGGUAUUGGGACAGCCCCGAGUCCAGCACGGGAUGCCCCCAUUCUCGCUCAACUUCUCAAACCAGUCCUCCACCCAAUACCCAGUCACCCAGCACCAGCGAGCGCAAAGCUCCAAUGUCGAUCUAUGUGGCCGAGGAGCUCUCCAGGAAGUUCUCUGAGGCAUUGGGCUCGCCAACCCUCCCUCAAUAUCUUGAUGACACGGACACUCCUCGCGCCCAGGUGGAGGUCACACCACCCGAGCCAAUCGCCAACCUGCACCAAUUUUCAUAUGAGGAUGAAUUGUAUGACUCGUGGGACGCAGAUAUCGACUACUGCUAUGAGCACGCAGCCGAGUCCACCUCCAACUUCGAUUGGUCUCGCACAUCUCUGGACGAAGCACGCCCUCAAGUCAGCGUAGCCUGCAACGAGGGGCCCUGGCUCGCCCCGAAAACCCGACAGCUCCAGCCGAGCCCACUGAGCACCUCCGCCCUACCAACCCCAGACCUGGACCCCAGCCCAGCCCAGUCGAUGCCCUCCCACACAGCAGCCACGCCCUCAAGCGGAGACUAUGAGCAGGAGUUCAUCGCGCGGGGCGCAGACUACUUCCAUCCCGUCAGUUCCUCGAUCCUCCCAUCAAUGGGAAAACAAAUCUCCCACGAACCAUUGUACGAGGAGUACAUGACGACUGAUGGCGAAUCAGACCGCCACUUCCCCUUCUCACAGGGCAUGGGUCCCAUCUCCCCACGCAGCAGCUUCUCCCCGAUAAGCAAGUGCAACUCGCAGGAGAGCCUUAUGCUCUCUCGCGCAGCUUCCAUCGUGCGCAAGCACCGCUCCUCCGUCUCGACGACGACCAGCGUCCCAGAGCUCAUUCACAGCUUGUCCAGCAGCCGCGAGCUCAUGCCAACGGACCGCAUGACAGCCGGCGAGGCACUCACCCGCCCUGCAUCAUCCUCCCAACACCGCCAGACCAAGAGUCUCGCCGAGGCGCACUUCCUCCUCCAGAGCGGCAGCAGCACGAGUCUCGAGGGCGCGGAUCUUACCGUGUCGCUCCAUGACCGCGCCAAGUCCAUUUCGGAGGUCGAAUCCCAGCCGAUCAAAUUCGAGGCUCCUUUGCCUCCUGUUCCUCCCAGAAACCCGAACCGGAGGAAGGCUCGCUCGCCAUCUUACUCUCUCUUCCCGACAACCGCUCACUGA